Malaclemys terrapin pileata is the source of this 8387-nucleotide messenger RNA. RefSeq names its product microtubule associated protein tau (gene MAPT). Gene Ontology annotation, biological process: microtubule cytoskeleton organization; neuron projection development. The coding region runs from base 33 to 2171 and encodes 712 amino acids. Gene Ontology annotation, cellular component: neuron projection. Gene Ontology annotation, molecular function: microtubule binding. Lineage: Eukaryota; Metazoa; Chordata; Testudines; Emydidae. The record is from RefSeq and is a predicted model, not a curated record. The transcript has 10 exons.
UUCUUCCAGCGACUGUCCUCCCUUUACGUGAAAUGCAGACUGGAGAACAGGCAGCAGCAAUUCCUGCCAGAGCUGAGGCCACCAUACCAGUCCCCCCAGGCACAUACGAAGACUUCAGAGCCUUUGAAGAAAGCCAGGAGGCUGUCUCCAGAACUGAGCUCUGGGACCAUGGUGGAAAAGAGGACGUUGGAGUGGGUAAAGCGUUGGCAGAUGAAGCAGGUCAUGAUGUGUGCACAGAAGAAUUUGCCACAUCAGCAGUUUCCGAAUUCUCUCAGGGUGCUCCAAGUGCUGGAAUGUUCUAUCAGGAGAAACUGGCUGCUCCAUUUGAAAAGUGGCACCCGGGUAUUGAUGAUGUGGGGUAUGAGCCAGUUGACAGCUCCCAUAUUCAAGACAGGCCGUAUCCUUUAUACAGCAGAGGUAAAUUGAAAGAAGAGUCCGCUGGGCAUGAAAAAGAUGAAGACCGUGACAUUGAUGAAACUAUUCCGCAGGAUUCACCUUCCGCAUUAGGACCGCAAGACUCUCCGCUACUUGAAGCAGCCGAGGAAGCUGUGGAGGUGCAUGGCUUUCCAGCAGAAGGCCGACCCAAAGAUAAUCUGGCAGAAAUAUCUAGAGAGACUCCUGUUACUGAAAGGGAAACUCAUAAAGCAGGACAGAUCCUAGAUGAGAGACAGCAGUGGUUGUCAGGGAAAGGAUAUGAUGAUGUUACCAAGAUGGAACCCUCUGAAAGUAUGUACCAAGUGGAAGUUGAAGCUAAUGUAAUUAGGGAGGGAGAAAUCUCAGGUUCUCCACUAGGUGCAACCAAGUUUCCUGAUAGGUUAAAUAAGGACGUGGCAGAUAGAAGUGUUUCCUUGCAACAGGAGAUGGGGGGAAUGGUGCAGGCCAUGGAAAAAGAAGAAUCACCCAAAAAGAAACCUGCAACUCGCAUGUCAGAGAAACAAGUCAGUCGGGUUCCUCAUUUAAAAGCUCGUAUUGACAGUAAAGACAAAGAUGGAACUGAUACUGAAGAGAAAAAGCCUAAGACAUCCACACCUUCCUCUGCCAACCCCCUGAAAGAUAGAUCCUCCAUUACCCCCCAACGACCCUCCUCUGUUAGUACAACCCCUUUGAAAAACCCCUCCAGUCCUGCUGAGUCCUCAGUACCAGCUUCCACUCCUAAACGAGCCUCUUCUAUCACAUCCCGACCUGCCAGUACAGGAACGAAAGAAACAAAGCCAAAGGGUCCGGAGAUGAAAAGCGGAAUGAAGAUGGCCGCUCCCAGGUCUGCAUCACAGACUCAAAAAAGCCCAGCCAACGCUACCCGGAUCCCGGCAAAAACGCCCACGGCCCCCAAGACGCCUCCCAAUGCUGCUGGCAGGAAGGAGCAGAGAAAGCCGCCUACCACAGCAGCAAAAUCUGAGAAAGGUGAGCCUGCAAAGUCUGGAGACAGAAGUGGUUACAGCAGCCCUGGCUCACCUGGGACCCCCGGUAGCCGUUCCCGCACGCCCUCCCUGCCAACUCCCCCGAACAGGGAGCCCAAGAAGGUGGCUGUGGUUCGCACGCCACCGAAAUCCCCUGCUUCUGCCAAGAGCCGCCUGCAGACGUCUACUGCCCCCAUGCCUGAUCUGAAAAACGUCAGGUCCAAGAUUGGUUCCACUGAAAACCUGAAGCACCAGCCAGGAGGUGGAAAGGUGCAGAUAAUGAAUAAGAAGCUGGAUCUUAGCAACGUUCAAUCCAGGUGUGGCUCAAAGGAUAAUAUCAAACACAGCCCAGGAGGAGGCAGUGUGCAAAUUGUUUACAAGCCUGUAGACCUGAGCCAUGUGACAUCCAAAUGUGGUUCCUUGGGCAACAUUCAUCAUAAACCAGGUGGUGGCCAGGUGGAGGUGAAAUCGGAGAAACUGGACUUCAAAGAGAAGGUGCAGUCGAAAAUUGGGUCAUUAGAUAACAUCACCCAUGUCCCUGGAGGAGGGAAUAAAAAGAUCGAGUCUCACAAGCUGACCUUCCGCGAGAAUGCCAAAGCCAAGACUGACCACGGAGCCGAAAUCAUCUACAAGUCCCCCACCGUCUCCGGAGAUGCCUCCCCCCGUCGCCUUAGCAACGUCUCCUCCACCGGCAGUAUCAACAUGGUGGACUCCCCCCAGCUGGCCACGCUAGCUGACGAAGUGUCUGCUUCCCUGGCCAAGCAGGGCUUGUGAUUGCCUGGCCGUGGGCGGAGAGAAGAGAAGAAAAGAAAAAUCAAUCUGGCCUUCUUCCUCUGUUCCUUUUACAACUACUCCCCCCCUCCCCCUGCCCCCCAAAUGGGUAACGAUUUAACCUACUUUUACUGUCCAUUCAGCUCUGGCUCCAGGACUUCAAAAUCAGUAACAGCAUUAGAUAUAAACCCUCAUCUUCCCCAGGCGAUCUUAGCCCAGUGGAAAGGAACCUGAUCACCCCACCCCCCACCCCAAAAGGGAGUUUGGUUUCUGGAGAGGUUGGUGCUGCUUAAAUUUAACUUCAAGAUACAAGCCUGUUCCCAUCUCAGUCAGACUAAUCCCCAGCCCGCCAAAGAUACCGGCAUCUCCCCACCUCUAACAACAUCCCCGGUUGCUUUCCAGCACCCACCCGCCCACCCCCUGCUGGGGAGCACGGGGCACUGCACUCACCUUGGAAAUCUCCCGUAUGCAGUGUUGUUCCCAGGAUAUGAGACACCAGGAUGGGUGAGGUAAUAGCGUUUAUUGGACCAGCGUUGGUUGGUGAGAGAGACGAGCUUUCGAGCUACGCACAGCUCUUCCCUCUGCUCUGGGAAAGUACUUGGUGUCCCAGCUGAGUAACUGCGAGCACCCGAGGAAGAGCUCCAUAUAGCUGGAAAACGUCUCUCUCCCACCGCCAGAAGCGGGUCCAGUAAAGCUGUUACCUGGCCUGCUUGUGUCUCUGAUGAAAGUCUCGGACUAGUUAAUACUAUGUAGAAACCCAGAGACAGUAUGGGAGGCCACCCACCUUCCCCAGAGACUUCUUGGGGCGGGAUGUGGCAGAAACACCUCUUUUCUCCCCUGGAAUUUGGCCCCGUAGCUACCUGGAUUCCAGGUCACAGGCUGGGGCCCAGGAUCCGACUGCCUCUUCUCUAAUUAAAGGGCACCAGCCUUAUUCCUUAUACCCAGCAAAACUGACUUUCAAGUCCUGGGAGCCCACAGCUUCCCUCCACUCGGAGCGAAUGGCCCGUCCCGAAGGGGGUAGUACUAGUAGCCAUGGCAAACUCGCUGUUCCCAGAGCUGGUUCCUUUGUCUAGGCAAGGAUCUCGCCUGCUCUCUGGUUUGACUAACGUGGUUUCAGGGCUCCUUCUUUUAACUCGUAUUAAUGACAACAACUGGCGACUUUUUUCUCCCAGGCUGUUUCUCUUACAAAAGGAUUUCAGCCUUUAACCCGGGCUUCUAGGGGCAAGGCCUGCUCCCACCACUGCUCUUCUCCUGGGCUGAGGCCUCUUACCCUACUUAAUUUGAUGGCCUUGGGCCUGUAUCCAGUUCACUGCCCUCUUCCUCCUAUCCCACUCCCACGCCUGCCAGCGUGUGCACUGUGUGGUCUGGAGUGCAGGCAACCCUGGAGCGCGGUCCCUCGGCAAGGCAACUAAACACUGGGUGAGUGGGUUGGGCGACCUGUUGUAAGAAACAGCAGAGUGCUGACCCAUCUGAAUGCCUAAGGACUAGUGUGAGGAUGGGGGGGAUGGCUGGAAUUUGUUUCCCUCCCUCAGUACCUGUAGCCUUUCUGUUCCGCACAUGGUCUGAGGUUAAGGCCAUGCCUGUCUGUGUCUGACUGGUUGAUGUGGGCUUGAAUACUCUGAGGCUGGCCACACAGAUUUCUCAACUUGUGUGUCAGUUUCUGAGAAGCUGCAAAGGGAAAGUGCUCUUGCCCUGAUCUGAGCUGAAUGAAUAGAGGACUUCUGGGUUCUGUGCUAUCUUCCAGUAGAAAAGGGAGACGCUUGAGUUAGACAUGUGUGGGACAGCUAAGAGCUGCGGGAUUUGAAUUCUCCAUCUUGUUAGCGUAACAAUGCCUAGACUGAAGGCACGUUUCUUUGGUCGGAGCAGUGGAUAGAGGGUGACAGAGCCAGGGACAGAUGGAAAUAGCAUCACUAUUUCACCUAGCGAUUUUGGAAGAAAAUCUUUACGUCCAGGAGAUAAGAUGUGUCUGAAGAUAGAAAUUGGGCUUCCCUCUUCUCAAACCCAACUGCCUGCCCAUAAAUCCCUCCCUCCCCCUUAUAGCCCCAGGUGGCCCCUGCAUCUUUUAAGCUCCAAACGCUGGCUCCAUGCGGUGGUAAUGAUGACACUAGGGACUAGCAAAGGGAUGGUCUUGAAGUGUAUCCCCGCUGCCCUAGUUUUGUCGGAGUGGUGCAUUUUAUGCUGGAGCUGAUGAGUAGAUGAGUCUAGGAUUUUUUCUUUGGCAUACCCUUGUGUUGUAUAGUGGGAUUUGUCUGUAUAUGCUUGGAAAUCACCAGGGUGAUGAUUGUUCUAUAAAAAGCAUGUGUUGUAAAAUUCAGUAGGUAGGUUUUGAACUGCCCCCAGUGCUCAGUACUGUGCUAGAAUUCAGCCAAAGCGACUCUCGCUGUUGUCUGUUUAAUCAGCAAAGGGUGAGAGCAAAUCUGGCUAAGGCCAGAGACAAAUGCAGUAGAACUGAACUGGGUCAGCAUUGACCCGGUAUGAUGGGAAAUGUGUUUCCAGAAGCUGGAGGGGUCUGACCCCGUGAGCUGUGUGUGUUUUCUGGGAAUUUGGCCUGCAGACGAGAGAGAAGACUGGAAGUUCAUUGCACUGCUGCGCUGGUGAAACUGUCCUGCUAGAUAAGUGGAGGUGGUCACUGAGCCCAACCCUUCUUCCUGUGCAGGACUGGGCCGUACGAGGUGUCCUCUGAGGCUUUUUCCAAUCUUCAUUAGAUGCCCCAGGUGAUGAGUCUGCCCCGGCUUCCUAUAGGUUAUUCCAUAGCCACUGCCCAGGAAACCCUUUCCCAAGGCCAAGUGCUGCUGUUAGCACCCGAGGGGGCCGGUAGUGGCAAUAGGAGUUCUGCAGGCCUGCUGGUCACUUUUCUCUGGAUCACAUUUGAAGCCAUGGGUGCUAUAGAUCCCAGCAGCAUUUUAAUGGACGUUAAACUUUGAAAAAGAGGCAGAGCGGAUCUCCUCUUGUUCCACCCCCUGAACGCCUCCCGGUGAUCUCCAGCAGGCUGGUCAGUGGAUUUUCGAAUCACGGAAGCACUUGCAGUCCCUGACACGCCUGUACUACCCUCCUUUGCAGAUGGGGAAAGGGAGGCAGGCUGGGAGGAGCGAUUGGCCCAAAGCGUCACUGAAUCAUUGAGCUGGGAUUAGAAUUUGGGGAGCCUGGGGGGUCAAACCAGUAAAGGCUUUGAUUUCACAGGAGCACCAUUUCCUCCGUUACCCAUGGACCCGCUGGUGGGAGAACCAGAGGGCAGCUCUGUUCCUUGUUCUGAAACUCCAGCUGCUCGGUCCCACCCUGUGCAGUGUCUGCCGUGAGACUGGGAACAAGGCUCACUUCUGUGCCAUUGACUAAUGGUCUUUGAUCACAGCCCCCAUGGUCACAUGGCUGACUCGCCAGGGGCGUAAGAAGCUUUAAUGUUUGGAAGUGGUGUGUUAGUCACGUCCUGCGGCUCCACCGUUAACACCCUGUGCAGAAGACAGGCCCAGCUUCUCUGAGGUCUGUGCUAGCUUACCCGACCACUCAUGCCCUCGCCUCUGACCUCCCCAAGAGAGCCACUCUAGACAUGGGGGGCGGGGUGGGAGGGUCUGGGAUGUCAUGUCCAUGCACCUGGCUUGGGGGCUGUGCGUCAGAGGGCCACAAUCACACCCCGGCAGGCUGGUGCUGCCUGAAUUCUAGCUCUGGAUUAGAGUGUCAGGAACUCGAACUGCCUCUUUGAUACCAGGGGGGCGUCUUCCCUUGCGAGAGGCUGAAUUAGGAAUUGUAAUUGGAAAAGAAAAUGCCAGGAAGUUGGGUGACGUCUUGGGGCUCUCAAGUGUCAAUUAGGGAAAAGUAGGUGAGCUGCUAGUGGCCCUGCCGCCACCUUUGCACCCGCUCCUCUUCUCCCGUGGCCACAGCGCCUGGCCCAGAAGCUCGGUCCUUAAAGGAAAACUGCCCUUCAAAGAGCUGGGCGCUGCCGCCCUGAACUCAAGCGUUCAAUGCUUUGGGUUUGCACCAUUCUAGCCCUUUGUUUACACAACCCUGAGUGCAAAUGAAGGUUAAAACAAGACAAUAUGUCUCUUGCUGCUUUUGUUGCUAGGGCAACCUAGUCAGAACAAGCAUGAGGUCACUGGCCUUGGCUGCCGCUUGCCAGCCCUUCCCCUAGAUACUGCUGCACCUGCUCUGAGAAGUGCUCCAGAACUGCCUUUCCUUCCCCCAUUGCCUGCCUCAAGGGCGGGGCUACCUGUGCAAUAGGUGAAGCUAAUUGCGAGGAGGGGAGGUCAUUAAAAAGUCAGUAUUAGGGAGCUGGGGAUGCACUGGCCCGGUUCCCCCUGUGUACCCAGCAAGGUGCUUGUGUAGGGCCACCCCCGUGCUCGGGGGCAGGAUCACCAGCCCGGCCCUGGUCGGGUGCCUGCUAUUUUACUGGGUAGACCUGCAUCCAACAGCCCUUUGCCAGUGGGAGUAGCCCAGUGUGAACUGCAAGGUGCCGGCAACUGCCCCUUCGAUCUGGGCUGUUGCAAUCGGGCGCUCUGUUUGAGAGGCACAGGGCUAGUGCUGGCUAGAGUGUAUGCCAGUAGCCGUGCUUGUUGCAACCUUACCGCCUGUAUGAUGAGCAGAAACUGCCCUGAGUUAGCAUCUAAAACCUCCUCCUCCUUAGCCUGCCCUCUACCAGCAUCAAGCCAACCCGCGGUAACAGCAGGAUUGGGCCCAGCCCGACUGGAGCAGCCUGCUGCUCUUGUACCGAAACAACGGCGACAGGAGUCUUGGUUCUGGUGUAUGAGCUAAUCUUAAGGCAGCUCCGAGGGGGGGCGGGGGGUUAACUGCAUUCCCGCUGGCUGCUGGGCAAAGGAGGUCACGACCCUGUUCUCCUUUUUCCAUUUACUUUCAAACGGAGCUGAAUUUCAGUGGUUGAUUGUUAAGCUGUGAUUCAGUUCAGCUGGUUUGGUGGGUGGCACAAAUCUGAGCCUGGAGUUUCUAGCCCCUGAGCACUGGUCUGGUUUCUCUCGGGUGCAGCUCGCCGGUGCUCAUUCCGAUCAGUCCUUCAGGAACCAAGAGGCGGCAGGGGGAGGUUGCCUGUAGCACUGGCCCAGCUUUGAAAGGGAGAUGCUGGGUGGGGAGUCGAGGGCAAGCAAGUCAGCCGAUUGGCUCGCACUUAUUUCCACAGCGGUCGCCCUGGUCACGCGGUGGAGACGCGGCCCUAAUGCUUGCUGAGGAUGGCAAGGGUCACGUGACAGCCUGCAUUCACUGUCAAUAGUUCCACUUAACUGGACUCUAUGAUUGUAAUCACAGACUUUAAAGGGUCUUAUCUUUGUAUCAUUGUGGGAUGAUAGGAACCCUAGGAGAUUUCUGUCCUAUGUAAAUGAGCAACUGGGAGAACCAUUUUAACCCUUUUCUGCUUCUACUGAAGACUGGGCACCUGCAGUGCCGUGAAUCUCAAACUCUCCUUAGCCAAAUUUCACAGAGUACAGUGUGGCCAAAAUGACUUUGGCUUGCUGCAGUCCCCUGGCCCAGGCAGAGGUGAUGACUUUUGGCACAGUCAGCACCCAGUUAUUUUAGAAUGUAAAUAGCUGGAGUUUAGGAAUGGGGGGUUUUAGUUUUUAUGAACGCGGCCUGAAUGUCAUUUGUUGGGAGCUUACAGAAAUCUGCAGACUCAACCCCCUUCCCAGAUGUUUCAACUUGCUUCUGUCAGAAUCCUGCAGUCAUUGCUGUCUAGAGCUUCUCUCCCUGCCCUUUCCAGCCCCCCACUCUGCUGUCAGCUGUCUUUACCCUCGCCAGCUGGGUCCCAGCCUUCCUUUGCAGUACCCAGACACUCAGCUAGUCCCAGUUCCCACCCUAACCCUCCAUUCCCCAAGAGCCCAAGCCUGAACUCCCAGCCCAUAGAACACGGUCAUUUUAUAGAUGUCACCUACCUGGGCCUUAAGCCAGGGCCUGAGAUUUACUGCUAAGGGACGGUCCAUUGCUGUACUGUUCCUUUGGUCUGAAAAGGGUUAAAACUGGCACUAUAGAACCAUAUUUCUGAACUCCAAAAAAUGCUCCUUCCAGGAAUUUGAAGUGGCAAAACGACAAUUCUGGUAUUUGCAAUCCUGUGAUUCCCUUUUUAAUUUUGGGGGGAGGGGGUAGGAGGGCUUAAUCUCUGUAUGAUCAUCCUAGCUUUAGCUUCCCGUUUGUGACUGUCCAUAGUGUAGUGUGUGUUUUAACAACUGGUUUACACGGAUUGUUGCUGUAAAAGUGAAUUUGGAAAUAAAGUCAUUACUACAAUAA